This is a messenger RNA of Sciurus carolinensis (gray squirrel), 2226 nucleotides long. RefSeq names its product chromosome 2 C20orf204 homolog (gene C2H20orf204). The transcript has 3 exons. Lineage: Eukaryota; Metazoa; Chordata; Mammalia; Rodentia; Sciuridae. The coding region runs from base 1364 to 1999 and encodes 211 amino acids. The record is from RefSeq and is a predicted model, not a curated record.
AGAGAUGAGCCCCGGGGGUCCCCUGUGUCUCAUACCUGUGGCAAGGCCUGCAGUAGUAGUCACUCAUGCACAGCUCAGCCCUCCUGCACACAGGACCCUGCUGGUUUGGGGUGCCUCUCUCCCCUCCUUCCAGGUGAGAACUGGCAGCCCUGAGGAGUGCUGGCCACAGGAGUGUCCAAUUCAACUGUGGGCAUCUAGGGUAGAUGAGGCCCUGCUGGUGGAAGCCAUGGGCCCAACUCGAGGACAGGGGACCAGUCUUCAGGGUGGAACUAGAGGUGCUGGUUGUUUGAUGCCAGGCAGCCACAUGGACGUGCUGGCUCACCUGUGGCCUGUGAAGUUGUGAUCAGUCUUUGCUGCCCUGUCUUGAGGGGUGGCCACAGGGCUUCAUGUUUUCCUGGGAACCUUGGAGGCAGCCUUAUGGGAAGGGGCAGGGUGACCUUUGCUCUUAGUGGCCUGUCCCCUUGGCUCCUCCUGGGAAGGCUGAUUGGUGUGAGACUUCACAUGGGUUCUAGAAUACCCACACGUCCACGGGUACAUCCUCUCAUCUGCAAGGUGGUGGCUUUCUCGUGUGCAUCACCAACUUCCAUCCCUGAGAGGCUUUUAGCCCAAACUGAAAUGGUUUUAGCCCAAACCAUGUUCCAGAGGCUGCUUCUGUUCCAGGGCAGAGCAGCAACCCCGACCCAUAAAGACCCCUUCAGGCCAGGAAGAAUGAGACUGGACCGGCAGUGUGGGAGUGUGGGAAGUCCUGGCUCUCAACCUGCUGGGGCAGGACUUCCUGAGAGUUCAUAUAGGGGCUUGUGGUCGUGGACCAGGGAGUGAAGUCCUGCCCACCAGGUUCUGUCAGCAGGUUCCUGGGAGAGGCAGCACAUGCUGACCACUGAGGCAGGCCCCAGUCAGCUUUUCCUGGCUCCCCUUGCCCACAGCUGGGCCCUGCACUACCUUCUGCCCACUGAGCACUCUCACUCCUUGAGGAAGAGCAAGGUCUGCCUAGGGCUUAACAAUUCCUUGUGGGUCAGUGCAAGACCCUCAGCCCCAGAACAACCCUGGGCCUGCAGGACAGGUCGUUAUGGGCUCCAGGUCCAGACUAACUGAAGUAGUAGGAUGGAGUCUGGGAGAGGGAGGGGCAGGGGCAGGCUGGUUGUGGGCCUCUCUUUCCCUCUGCGCCUGUCCCCUCCCUCCCUCUGCUGGAGGAGCCAACUUCAAAAGCCUCUCCGCCUGCCCUGCAGCAAGGCAGUUCUGUCCAGGGAGUUCCGUAGGCUGGUGUUGGACCUGCCAAGUGCCAGCUGCACUCACCACCACAGACCCAGGACCAUGUGCGUGGUCGGCUGGAGGGAGUGAGGGAGGGCAAGACCCUGAUUGACCGAUGGUGCCUUCCAAGCCCACGCUCUGCGCCCUCCUGCUGGCACUGCCGUGGUUGGUCCCUGGCUGGGCUCGGCUCAGUGCCUGCAGCGUCCCGGAGGUGCUCCGCCACUACCGCGCAGUCAUCUUCCAGGACCUGCAGGCCGCGGUGAGACCGGUGGGGCCGGAGCCGGGCUCCGGGUACCAUCAUCUCCUUAAGAAAAACCUGACGGGAACGGGCGGAGGGCGGGGAUGGCCUGGUGUCUCCUGCGGUGCCCAGAAGGUAGGAAUAGGUGCACCCAUCUACCCUCCCUACCCCACCUACACCCUCCCUCAGGACUCCCCCGCCCCAGCUUUCCUUCCUUCCCAGGAGCACGGUAUCCUCCUGUUCAUCGAGUCCCUGGGCCAGACACUGCGCGGGGCAGUGACUGGAGGCCGCCGUGGUAACCUGGAGAAAGCUGCAUGGACAGUGGCCCUACGCACCGAGGCGGUGAUGCGGCGCCACUGCUGGAAGCCGCGCCAGCAGAGCCGGCGGCCCAGGACGCGACCUGUCCCGCGCCGCGGGGGUCGGAGGCGGCUCCUGCUGCGUGUCCUGGACACCGUCGCCACCUGCUGGGAGAAACUCUUCGCGCUUCGCGCCACGGCCACCGGGGAAUCCUAGUGCGGCCCGCCCCGCGCCCUGCCCCCUGCCCCCAGCGCAGCGCAAGCAAAAACGGGGGUCCGCGGCGGAACCUAGGAACAGAGGUCCCGAUGGCAACUUCUUCCCCUCGCUCAACCAGCCCGCGCUCCCCGAGAGCCCGGGGCUUGAAGAAGUGAGCCCCGCCCAGCCGUGGCGGGUCCCGGAGGUGGCCCGCCCCCCACGCGCCAAGCGAGGCCUCAAUAAAUGGA